UUAUCAAAUAUCAACAUUCGUAAAUCGUGAUUUUCGUCUUGUAUUAAUAUUAAUUAAUUAUAAGUUUAGAUUCCACUUUGGAUCCAAACUUUAACGAGUCGGAUACCACUUGAAUUUUCAAACCGUAACCAAGUGACGGCAAUCAACUUUUACAACACAACCACAAUAAUGUUGUCAAAACAGUUAUGGAGAUCGUUUGCUGCUAGGAACAAAAUUGUUAAUGGUUUAUUAAAGCACAAUGAAAAUAAAACGCAGUCAUCGCUAAUAGUCACUCGAAACAUGUCCAAUAAAUAUGACAAUAUUGAUGCAGAGUUAAAUAAACCUGUGAAAUACACAACAAGUCCUGCUAACGACUGGAAGGCACAACAUUCUCGAAUUGGAAGCAAGGCCGAAUUUGGUCCAUGGUAUGAACCUCAUAUCGUCAGCGCAAGCUUAAUUUUAUUUAUGGUAUAUUUCUUCAUACUGCGUGAAGAAAAUGAUCUUGAUUUAAUGCUGGAUAAACCGUUGUCAGAAACAUUAAAAAAAGACUAAAUAUUUUGUUAUUUUAGAAUUUUAUUAGGUACCUAUGAAUACAUUUUAAUUAGCCUAAUAAAUCAUAUUAUGUACAUUUGUUUUGAUUUUCAGUAGUACAUUUAUAAAUUUGAGUAUAUCAAAGGUUUAUACAAAAUACAAAUGAUGUAAUUAUUAUAAAAAAAAACUAACAUGUGUAUGUAUAUUUUUUGAAUUUUUAAGCUUAAUAAAAUAUUAAUUGAUGGAUCAAUCUGAAAUAAAAUGUAUUGUAAACACCA
Molecule: messenger RNA, 788 nt
Organism: Aphis gossypii (cotton aphid)
Lineage: Eukaryota; Metazoa; Arthropoda; Insecta; Hemiptera; Aphididae
Exons: 2
Coding region: 169-531 (120 amino acids)
Source: RefSeq, a predicted model, not a curated record